AUGGAACACGACAUCGAGGUUUUCCAUAGUUUUUGUCUAUGGGCAGUGCUCAUUGGCAGCAUACUGGCGCUGUUUCUGAAGUCAACUCUGGAGAAAAGAGGUUUCAUUGAACUAAAGGAAUCUUCGGUUGUCGGUUCCACUUUGACCAAUGACGACUCUAACACUUUUCUUACCGGCAUCGUCCAACCAGAAGAUACAGAAGAUGGCAUUCCUGUUGACGAAGACGCAUUUUGGUCAAUGGUAUCUCGCAAGAAAGUAUUUAUGAUCAUAAUCCAAACCAUGAUUUGUUCCCUAGAGGCAACCACAGUCAUCUGGUCAUUGAAAAACCAUGGGCGGGUUGAUCUAGGCCGAGUUCUACCCCAUGCAAUUUUCCCUCUGUACCUCCUUGGUCUGCAAUGUGCAUGGCUUAUACCUCAUAAAUCUCGACGCAACCACGCCACGUUACACUCGCACAUAACUGUACUUGCAUUAACAACAACCGUCUUGGAUUUUGUGUCCUUUAUCCUUAGGAGAAGGCCUGUUGCAAUUAAUGAAACUCAUGGAGUGCAGUGGAUUAUUGCCAUGAUGUACGUGGUAUUGACUGGUGUAUCAUUUUUAAUGCCGAGGGGUCCUGGACUUUACUACCCCCAUGAACAAGUCUAUCCCUUGGAUCAGAACUCACGGGACAGUUCCGUCGCGGAUGAGAAGGUCAACGUAUGUCAAUCAGAAUCUUGUUCAUUCUGGGGCACGCUCGUUUUUUCAUAUACCCACUCCGUACUCCAAUUAGGGAAGCUUAUGCGCAACAUUGAUAUUAGCGAACUCCCCGUCCUACCUGCUAGCAUGCGAGCACCCCAAAAUUUUGUUCGGGCACAACGAUUGACGCCCCCAGACGUAUCUGUCAAUAUCACGUCUCACUUAUCCUCAGUCGCUUGCUCUCCAAGUUACGCGUUAGGGCGUCGGAUAGUGUCCCUCAACGCCGCCUCGUUUAUGUUACAGUUCACACUGGCUGUACUGACCGCGGUCACGACUUAUGGCCCAGCCUGGUUUUUGCAGAUGUUUGUCAAAUACCUGGAGACUCCGUUCGCGGAUAGGGAUAUGCAAAAGGGUUGGGUUUUGGUCGUUGGAUUGACCAUAGCGAGUGUGACCACCGUUUUAAUUUCACAACAGUUGUGGAAAGUCUCGAUGAACGACUUAGAAAUCCGUAUCCGUCUGCAGCUAAAUAGCAUGCUUUACGCCAAGACGCUCGUUCGCAAGGACACAACAUCAGCGUCAACUACCGAUUCUUCGGAGGAACAUCAGGUGCCGAAAGGAGCGACCGGUGAUGAGUUCUCAAGCAAGACACAAGUAAUGAAUUUGAUGACCGCGGAUGUGGAUCGAGUAUGCGACUUUUCAUGGCACAUCUUCACACUUGUUGAUUCACCUAUAGAAAUUUUCGUAGGACUUGGGAUCCUCUAUAACCUUCUUGGGAUGUCGAGCGCCAUAGGACUUAGUACACUCUUGUUCAUCAUUCCAAUAAACCAACUCACAGGCAGAACGCUCAUUUCUACACAAGAAAACCUAAUGAAAACCAGAGACGAAAGGGUCGGCGUAAUGAACGAGAUUCUUGGAGGCAUUCGUAUGAUCAAAUUUAUGGCCUGGGAACGCAACUUCAGUAGAAGAGUGCUGGACAUCCGUGAAAAGGAAUUAAAAUACCAAAAAAGGGCUUUUAUUGUUGAGGUCCUCUGGACCGUACUUUGGAGCGCUUCACCAAUCCUCGUCAUUUUGGUGACGUUUUACCACUUCACGGUUAUCCAAAAGCAGCAAUUGACCCCCUCUAUCGCAUUUCCAUCGAUUAUUGUGUUCUCUACCCUGAAGUUCGCAUUGAAUAGUUUGCCGGAAACCUUUGCUAAAUUAAUGCAGAGCUUGGUUUCCCUGCGUAGGAUUGCUACGUACCUUCAGUCUUCAGAGCGAGAUGUCGUACCUGCAUAUCUCAGUGUCCAUGCAUCCGCAACUACAUCCAUCGCUUUCGAAAAUUGUACUGUUACAUGGCCGAAGCUUGCGCCUUCAACAUCUCCGCUUUUUUCGCUCUCUAAAAUUAAUGUGGCGUUUCCAGCUGGAAAGCUGACAUUGGUCUGCGGCAAAGUUGGCUCAGGCAAAACCCUCCUCUUACUAGCUUUACUCGGCGAAGCGGAGGUUCUGGACGGAAAUAUCCGUUGUCCACGAACUCCUGCCGACUUUCAAGCUUCUGUUUGUAGUCGACCCGUGCGCGAUGAGGAUUGGAUAGUGGAGGGAGUUUGCGCCUAUGUGCCACAGAUUGCAUGGCUCAGAAAUGCUUCUAUCAGAGAUAACAUCCUCUUUAAUCUGCCAUACAAACAUUCUCGUUAUCAAAAGACUCUAGCUGCUUGUGCGUUAAUCAAUGACUUGAAGAUCCUUGAAGAUGGGGACUUGUCCGAAAUUGGUGAGAGUGGGGUGAACCUUUCCGGUGGACAGAAAGCGAGAGUUUCCUUGGCAAGAGCCGUCUAUUCUCGUGCCUCGAAUCUAUUUUUAGACGACGUCCUUUCAGCUGUCGAUGCUCACACAGCAGACCACAUUUACCAAGAAUGUUUCAAAGGCGAAUUAAUGAAGGGUCGUACUGUAAUCUUGGUUUCACAUCAUGUUCACCUCUGUGCACCCCAGGCCGACUAUGUUGUUGCUCUUGAGAAUGGAGCAGUCGGAUUUCAAGGAACCCCUGAAUCAUUCCUUACCUCUGACUUUGGAAAUAGUCUUGUUAUGUCUGCGCCUUCAAACCUUUCGGAUACGGAUACAGACCAUGAAUCUAUUCUAUCCUUCGAACCUAAGACUGACAUUGUAGCGUCAACGCUAUCUACUUCGGAAACUUGCAAUUCCACAACUAUCUGCACGGAGGAACAGGUUCAAAAAGGUUCUCCAAGGAGAUUUGUGGAGGAGGAACUACGUGCCGUAGGAUCUGUCAAGAACCAUGUUUGGUAUACGUAUUUUUGCGCCUGUGGGUCACUUUGGUAUUGGUCUCUGUUCUCAUUUAUCAUGGUCGCCGCGGCAAUAUCCCCGGUAUUCGAGAACAGCUGGCUGAGACGAUGGGCGAGUGGACAGUCGUUAGACCAGGGCCAUGACCCUAUCUACUACAUCACUGUCUAUGCAGCUAUCGCUACGACCGGCAUCGUAAUGGGCGGCUUGAGGUGGUUUGCCCUCUACUAUGGUUCAUUGAAGGCAUCGAGGAUUCUUUACUCGCAGCUUCUGGAGGCCGUACUGUUUGCGAAAAUUAGGUUCCAUGACACAGUCUCCCGAGGCCGACUACUUAAUCGGUUUGGGAGGGAUUUCGAGGUUGUUGACAGUCAUCUUUCAAAUGACCUUGGUCAAGCUUUGACGUUGUCGAUGGCAACUGUAACAUCCCUUAUCACCAUUGUGGCCGUAGUGGGAUGGCCCUUUUUACUCGCAAUGGUCGUUUUGGGAGUUGUGUACCUGAAAGCAUCCAAGCUUUAUGGUCAGGCUUGUCGCGAAUUGAGGAGAUUAGAGUCUACUUCCCGAUCGCCACUAUAUUCUCUCUACGGAGAAACCAUAUCUGGAGUUACUGUCAUAAGAGCUUUCGGGGCUAGCUCUGUGUCGAUGAGAAACAUGUUACGUUGCCUUGAUAUGAAUACUACUCCCUUUUAUUGGAUAUGGAAUGCCAAUCGUUGGGUAUCUACGCGCUUCAGCCUGAUAUCAAGCACGAUUGUUUCAAUAUCCGCUUUGAUUUGUUUGGUGACUCCGUCAGUUAGUGCUUCGCUAGCAGGUUUCAUCCUUACCUUUGCUUCCACGAUAAGCGAAGACAUUCUUUACGCAGUGCGCUUCUUUGUACAGCUAGAGCAAUCUAUGAUCGCUGUUGAACGCAUUGACGAAUAUGUUAAAGUAGAAUCGGAAGCACCAGAAUUUACUGACGCUAUCAUACCAAAAAAUUGGCCAUCGAAAGGAGAAGUAAAAUGCCAAGAUCUUUCUGUUCGUUAUGCUCCACAUUUGAAGGACGCACUGAGUCAAAUAUCGUUUACAAUAAACGCUGGGGAGAAGAUUGGCGUCCUCGGUCGUACUGGAUCUGGAAAGAGCACAUUAGCUCUGUCUUUAUUCAGAUUUAUUGAAGUGUCCGCUGGCCAUAUAUUCAUUGACGACCUCGAUAUAUCGAAGAUAGGUCUCACUGACCUAAGAAGCGCGUUAAACAUCAUCCCACAAGACUCUACUAUACUUAGCGGAACUCUACGCUCGACGCUAGAUAUCUUUGGGUUACACACAGAUGCAGAAAUUUAUGACGCCCUUCGCAGAGUACACCUCAUUCCUUCAUCGAGCAAUGUACUCGAGUCAGGACAUAAUCCGUCUAACAAAUUCACCAAUCUGGACGCCAACGUUUCGGAAUCAGGGGAUAAUUUCUCUAUGGGGUGUGUAUUACCUCCAUUGCCUGUAAUGUAUCCUGUCACACUUAAGCCACCUUUCAACAGAGAAAAGCAACUCAUUUGCAUGGCUCGAGCGUUGUUGAAAAGGGCGAAGAUACUUGUUAUGGAUGAAGCCACUGCAAGUGUCGAUUAUGCAACUGACGAGCACAUCGCAAAAGUGAUAAGCGAAGAGUUCGCAGAAACGACAAUUAUAACAAUUGCCCAUCGUAUUCGGACAGUAAUAGACUAUGACAGGGUAAUGGUACUCGAUGAAGGUAGAGUGAUCGAGUAUGACAGCCCCGCCUCACUCCUACAGAACUCGCGAUCCAUUUUCUAUCAUCUGUGCAAAUCUACAGGUCCGGAAGAGUUUGAGGUCCUGAAGCUUUUGGCUGGCGUCAAACGCACAGAAAAGAGAGAACAAACUCCAAUUGAAACGUUAUAA
Psilocybe cubensis is the source of this 4815-nucleotide messenger RNA. RefSeq lists its product as uncharacterized. Gene Ontology annotation, molecular function: ATP binding; ABC-type peptide transporter activity; ATP hydrolysis activity. NCBI's taxonomy places the organism in Eukaryota, Fungi, Basidiomycota, Agaricomycetes, Agaricales, Agrocybaceae. Bases 1 to 4815 code for a protein of 1604 amino acids. The transcript has 39 exons. The record is from RefSeq and is a predicted model, not a curated record. Gene Ontology annotation, biological process: transmembrane transport. Gene Ontology annotation, cellular component: fungal-type vacuole membrane; fungal-type vacuole.